CUAUGUCUGCCAUUGUAAAAUGGACCCAGAUCGAGGGUGCUGAUUAAAAUUUAACUAUUUAUUCUUCUUUUACUCCAUAGUUUCUUAAAAUAACGCUUCAAGAUGAGUGUCUUCAAAUCAGCCAUGGGUUACUUUAGUUCUGGCGGUGCCAACGGUAGCAAUGAUAAUGACUUUGUGGGUCAAUUUGUUGAGAUUGGAAACAUGAAAUUGAGAGUAAAAAAGGUGAUUGCAGAGGGUGGCUUCGCAUUUGUGUUUGUUGCACAAGAUGUGUCUACUGGCACAGAAUACGCUCUAAAGAGGCUAAUGGCAGCUGAUGAGACGGCAAACAAAAAUAUAAUUCAAGAAAUUAGCAUUUUGAAAAAACUGUCUGGUCACCCUAAUGUAAUUAAGUAUAUAGCUGCCUCUUUUAUUGAUAAAUCAAAGACUUCUCAUGGCAUGGGGGAGUAUUUGCUACUGACUGACCUCUGUAGCGGGGGUAGCUUGAUGGAGGCCCUACAGAAUAGGGGCCAAGCGUUUCCCCUGCCAACGAUCCUGAGGGUGUUCUACCAGACAUGCAGAUCAGUUCAGCAUAUGCAUGCACAAGUCCCCCCGAUAGCUCACCGUGAUCUCAAACUAGAGAAUUUCCUAAUAUCUAAUGAAGGUACAAUAAAGCUAUGUGAUUUUGGUUCUGCUACUACUGAUGUGUACGCCCCCAACCCCUCUUGGAGUGCAAAUCAAAGAAACAUGUUAGAAGAAAAUCUGGCUCAAUUCACAACGCCUAUGUAUAGAGCUCCCGAGAUGCUGGAUACUUGGGAUAACCGAAAAAUAGACCAUUCCGUUGAUGUAUGGGCCUUAGGAUGCAUCCUAUACACUCUUUGUUUUAUGCAGCAUCCAUUCGAGGACUCUGCUAAACUAGCCAUACUUAAUGGCAAUUAUAAUCUAAACCCCAACGAUCAACGCUAUAAAUGCUUUCAUGAAAUCAUAAGUGGAUGUCUGACUGUGAACCCGGAGGAACGCUUGACAAUAAACAAUGUGCUGGAGCGGUUGGCGGCCAUAGCGGAGUCCAACAACGUCAAUCUCAAGCAACCACUCAAAUUUGAGCGUAAAAAAGUUGAACAAUCUGUGGCCACUAGCUCGCCAGCCAGCAAAGAUCCUGUCUCCACAAGCCAGGAGAUUCCGAACUCUCGGCCUCCCGAGCCGAGUCGGCCUCCGCCCCCCGCGCGCCCGCCCCCUGUUCCGCAGUACAACCCGCCCCCUCCUGUCCAAGGGAGCUCAGGGGGGCUAUUCUCGUCCAUCAAAGGGGGCGCUGGUAGCUUCCUGAAAAACUUGAAAGACACCUCCUCGAAGGUUAUGCAGACUGUUCAACAGUCAAUAGCUAGGACAGACUUGGACAUAACAUACAUUACUAGUCGAAUUAUUAUAAUGCCGUACCCAUCUGAAGGUUUGGAAAGCGCUUACAAGACUAAUCACAUCGAUGAUGUAAAGGCAUACCUAGAAAGCCGUCACCCAGGCGGCAAGUACUGCGUUUACAACGCGUGUCGCGGCGCGCGUCUCCAUUUCCCACGUCACGUGCUCGUGACGGACGCGUGUCGUGCGCUGUGGCCCACUCCUGCGCAUCGCGCACCUUUGUUGGCCCAGUUCUAUGCGCUGCUGCAGCAUAUGUACCAGUAUUUGGGGAAGGACGACAAAAGCGCCGUGGUUAUUACCUGCCAGGACGGCAAGUCCAUGUCCUGCAUACUUCUCUGCGGACUGCUCCUAUAUUCCAAACUAGUGACGGUGCCCGAGGACGCGCUGCAAAUAUUCGCCGUGAAGCGAGCACCAAUCAAUAUCGCGCCGAGCCAGCUCAGAUAUCUUUAUUACCUCUCCAAUAUUAUCAGGCAAGAGCCGAAGCUCCCACAUUUCCGGCCUGUGACGCUGGUAUCUCUUACAAUCCACCCAGUGCCAUUAUUCACAAAGGCGAGAGACGGAUGCAGACCGUACGUAGAAAUCUACAACGAAGAUAGACUUUUACUGUCCACCAUGCAAGACUACGAAAGGCUGCACACAUACACAAUGGCUGAAGGAAAGGUGACUCUGCCACUAGACACGACGGUGGUAGGCGACGUGGCGAUCUGCGUGUACCACGCGCGACAACAGCUAGGCCGAGCUCACGCCGUGGCCAUGCUCGAGCUACACUUCCAUACUGGCUUCCUGGAGCCCACGCAGCACGCCAUCAAGUUCCAACGGUCAGUGUCGCUUCUAGGCCGAGCUCACGCCGUGGCCAUGCUCGAGCUACACUUCCACACCGGCUUCCUGGAGCCCACGCAGCACGCCGUCAAGUUCCAACGGUCAGUGUCGCUUGUAGUGGUUGCUAGGGCGACCACCAUGUUCCUAGGUGUGUACCACGCGCGACAACAGCUAGGCCGAGCUCACGCCGUGGCCAUGCUCGAGCUACACUUCCACACCGGCUUCCUGGAGCCCACGCAGCACGCCGUCAAGUUCCAACGAUCCGAGAUCGACGGCAUAGACGAGACGCUGCCAGUCAACGACCACUUCUCGGCCAAUACAUCGGCGAUCAUCAGCUUGGUGGUACAAAAUGGAGAGCGACGCAAGCCUCGUACAGACCUUUGGGAAGAUGACCACUCCUACCCGAUUCGCACGUCAGAUGUACUGUUCUCGACUGAUCUGGAGAAAUACGAGACUAUUGAUAACUUCGCUAAUAUGCGCGGCCAGGGCGCCAUUUACGUGAACAAAAUGACAGCGGAAAGCUCGCCGCCCAAAGAAGCCGAGAAGCAGCCUCCAGCCCGACCGGCUCCUCCCUCCCAACCACCUCACAGGCCGCCGCCCCCCGUCCCUACCCCAGCCCCCGCUGACACCGCAGACUUCCUAAACCUGAACACGCAGCAACCUCAGCCAGAGAAGACGGAGAAGAAACUACCUAGUCAGGACUCAUUCGACUUCUUUGGGAUGAUGGAGAAGAAAGUAGAUGAAUUUGGGGAUUUUUUGAGUGGAAAAGGCGGCGGGGAUACCGCUCCGCAGCCUUUCCCAACGGAGUCCAUAUUCGGCGACCUCCCGGCUCCUCCGACUGAGGCAAGCGAGAGGCCCACCGUGAACUCCAGCGACCCUCUCAACUUCGAUCCUUUCGGCCUCAACGACCCUCUGCCCAAGCAAGAGCCGCUGCUAACGCCACAACAAAUCAAGGACGAAGGGCGACCACAUAGUGUGCCGCUAGAACAAGCGCAGCCAGCCAAGAAGGACCCCUUUGCCGACCUGGGUGUACUAGGCGCGGCGCCACCGGUGGCUCCCGGCUCCGUGUCCAUGGGCGCCUCGCCCGCCCAUACUCCCGCGCACCAGCCCGACUACAGGUCAGUCGCCUGUACUGUAGCGACUGUAACUAGAGCGCAGGGCUGCUGUAGUGUGAUCUAG
Messenger RNA from Ostrinia nubilalis (European corn borer), 3384 nucleotides. Its product is annotated as cyclin-G-associated kinase-like. Gene Ontology annotation, biological process: protein phosphorylation; regulation of clathrin-dependent endocytosis; positive regulation of Notch signaling pathway. The transcript is spliced from 19 exons. The record is from RefSeq and is a predicted model, not a curated record. NCBI's taxonomy places the organism in Eukaryota, Metazoa, Arthropoda, Insecta, Lepidoptera, Crambidae. Gene Ontology annotation, molecular function: protein serine/threonine kinase activity; ATP binding; AP-2 adaptor complex binding. Gene Ontology annotation, cellular component: cytoplasm. Bases 103 to 3384 code for a protein of 1093 amino acids.